Thrips palmi is the source of this 2778-nucleotide messenger RNA. RefSeq names its product endothelin-converting enzyme homolog. Lineage: Eukaryota; Metazoa; Arthropoda; Insecta; Thysanoptera; Thripidae. Gene Ontology annotation, molecular function: metalloendopeptidase activity. The coding region runs from base 391 to 2778 and encodes 795 amino acids. Gene Ontology annotation, biological process: protein processing. Gene Ontology annotation, cellular component: plasma membrane. The transcript has 15 exons. The record is from RefSeq and is a predicted model, not a curated record.
CUGCCCGUCAUUAUCGCUCCACCACACUGUUCGUUCGAGUGCGAAAGCGGGCGGCGACGCGGCGGGGGUGUCAAUGGGUCCCCGGCGGCGGUCUCCCCGCGCGCUUCUGCUUCUGCUUUGAGCCGCUCUUUGUUGUUGUUUGGUGGCGAUACGCCGCGACGCCGUGUGCAGUGAUUGGCGCGUCUCGAAUCCGCCGCUUCGAAUCCUCGCCAGACUAGCCUUUAUCCGUGCCUCAGUGAGUGGAUUCGUGCCCGGGUCUCAUGUUCGGCGAUGUUCGGCCGGCAGGUGGAGCCCGGCCUGCCAGCGUGCCUGCACUGGUGAUGGUGAUGGCGGUGGUGGUGGGGUAGUUUCUCUCUCUCGGACGCCGCGGGCCGCGCGCUGGACUGCAAGAUGAGUCUCGCCGUCGUGGAGGUAUCGGCGAGCGGGCCCGAAGAGGAGACCGCGAACCUCAUGACGCGGUACAAGCACGCCGAGCUGGAGGACGACGCCAGCAGCGUGGGGUCCGUGCAGCUGGGCGAGGGUGUCUCCAGCACCACCACGCACAUCCGGUACCACCCGGGCACCCCGAUCUGCCCGCCGCAGUGGACGACGUACUGGAAGUCGCGCAGUCGCCUCGAGAAAAGCCUCUUCUGCCUGCUGGUCGGCUUCUUGCUGCUCUUGGUCAUUGCCCUGUUGCUGCUGGCGACACAUCCCGGGUGUCAACGUCAGAGCGCCGCGACGCCCUGCCUGACGCCCGUGUGCGUGCAGGCGUCCGCCAGCAUGCUCCGCGCCAUGGACGCGACCGUCGACCCCUGCCAGGACUUCUACGGCUACGCGUGCGGCGGCUGGGUGGCCGCCAACCCCAUCCCGGACGGCAAGUCCAUGUGGGGCACCUUCACCAAGCUGGAGCAGCAGAACCAACAGAUCCUCAAGACGGCGCUCGAGCGGCCGUACGACGAGCUCAAGAGCGAGUCCGAGAAGAAGGCCAAGCGGUACUACGCGUCGUGCGUGGACCUGAACGAGACCAUGGAGGCGCUCGGCGGCAAGCCCAUGCUGGCCCUGCUAGAGACGGUGGGCGGCUGGAACGUGACCACGGCCAACUGGUCGGACAGUGCCACCAACUGGAGCCUGCAGUCCACGCUGCACUCGCUGCACAACGGGCUCAACAUGGGCGGGCUGUUCACCUGGUCCAUCGGCGAGGACGACCGCAACUCGUCCAGGAACAUCAUCCAGAUCGACCAGGGCGGGCUGACCCUGCCCACGCGCGACAACUACCUCAACAAGACGGAGAACGAGAAGGUGCUGGCCGCCUACCUGGAGUACAUGACGAAGAUCGGGACGCUGCUGGGCGGCGAGGAGGCGAGCACGCGCAAGCAGAUGCAGGACGUCGUGGACUUCGAGACUCGCCUCGCCAACAUCACGGAGCCGCCGGAGUUCCGGCGCGACGAGGAGAAGCUCUACAACCUCAUGUCGCUGGCCGAGAUGAACGAGAAGGCGCCCUUCAUCAACUGGGUGGAGUACUUCGGCAACGCGAUGAAGCUGGUCGGCGGGAAGGUGUCCGCCAAGACCUCGGUCGUGGUGUACGCCCCGCAGUACCUGCAGAAGCUGACGGCCCUGCUGAAGGAGCUCACCAACACGAUGGAGGGCAAGACGGUGCUCAACAACUACCUGAUGUGGCAGACGGUGCGCAGCCUCACGGUGGCGCUGUCCAAGGCCUUCCGCGACGCGUACCGCGGCCUCCGCAAGGCGCUCAUCGGCUCCGAGGGCGGCGAGGAGCCGUGGAGGUUCUGCGUCACGGACACCAACAACGUGGUGGGCUUUGCCACCGGCGCCAUGUUCGUGCGCGAGGUGUACCAGCCCGACAUCCGCCCUGGGGCCGAGGAGAUGGUGGACAUGGUGCGCAACGCCUUCAAGCGGAACCUGGACCGCCUGGACUGGAUGGACGACGAGACCAGGCAGGCCGCCAUGCAGAAGGCCGACGCCAUCUCCAAGAUGAUCGGCUACCCGGACUACAUCCUCAACCCAGUCGAGCUGGAUAAGAAGUACCAGGACCUCAAUUUCAACGAAGACGAGUACUUCAACAACAACGUGGAACUCAGUCGGUACAACCUCAAGACCAACUUGAAGAAGCUGGACGAGCCGGUCAACAAAACCAGGUGGAGCAUGACCCCUCCGACGGUGAAUGCCUUCUACACGCCCACCAAGAACCAGAUCGCCAUCCCGUACGGCAUCCUGCAGCCGCCCUUCUACGACACGCAGACCCAGCACGCCCUCAACUACGGCGCCAUGGGGGUCAUCAUGGGCCACGAGCUGACGCACGCCUUCGACGACCAGGGCCGCGAGUACGACGCGGGUGGAAACAUGCACAAGUGGUGGAACAACCAGACGAUCGAGCGCUUCAAGAACCGGACCGCCUGCCUCGUGAACCAGUACUCGCAGUUCAACGUGAGCAGGAAGAACGUCAACGGCAACCUCACUCUCGGCGAGAACAUCGCGGACAACGGCGGACUGAAGGCCGCCUACCACGCCUACCUGACCUGGGCCGGCGAGAACCCCAAAGAGCCGCCCCUGCCCGGGCUCAACCUCUCCCAGAAGCAGCUGUUCUUCGUCGCCUUCGCACAGGUGUGGUGCUCGGCGAGCACGCAGGAGGCGGCCAAGCUGCAGCUGGAGAAGGACCCGCACGCCCCGUCCAUGCACCGCGUCCUGGGGCCGCUGUCCAACAUGGACGAGUUCUCCCGCGUGUUCCAGUGCCCGCUGGGCUCCAAGAUGAACCCCGUGCACAAGUGCGAGGUGUGGUAG